GGCGUGGGGCGGUGCUGCCCCCAUGCCUAGCUUGUUAGUAGCUUGUUAGUAGCUUGUUAGUAGCUUGUUAGUAGCUUGUUAGUAGCUUGUUAGUAGCUUGUUAGUAGCUUGUUAGUAGCUUGUUAGUAGCUUGUUAGUAGCUUGUUAGUAGCUUGUUAGUAGCUUGUUAGUAGCUUGUUAGUAGCUUGUUAGUAGCUUGUUAGUAGCUUGUUAGUAGCUUGUUAGUAGCUUGUUAGUAGCUUGUUAGUAGCUUGUUAGUAGCUUGUUAGUAGCUUGUUAGUAGCUUGUUAGUAGCUUGUUAGUAGCUUGUUAGUAGCUUGUUAGUAGCUUGUUAGUAGCUUGUUAGUAGCUUGUUAGUAGCUUGUUAGUAGCUUGUUAGUAGCUUGUUAGUAGCUUGUUAGUAGCUUGUUAGUAGCUUGUUAGUAGCUUGUUAGUAGCUUGUGUCUUAAAGGAUGAGAAGAAUACUGUGAUUGAUUCUGAACGAGGUGGAUAGCUGUUAGCUGAUAGUCCCUUGGUUUGAAAUCUGAGCAUGGCAGACAUCGACAACAAAGAACAGUCUGAACUUGAUCAACAAGAUAUGGAAGAUGUUGAAGAAGUAGAAGAGGAGGAAGCUGGUGAAGAUGCCAACAGCAAAGCUCGGCAGUUGACUGUGCAGAUGAUGCAAAAUCCUCAGAUUCUUGCAGCUCUUCAGGAAAGGCUUGAUGGUCUGGUAGGAACAUCUACAGGAUAUAUAGAAAGCUUGCCUAAGGUUGUUAAAAGACGUGUGAAUGCUCUCAAGAAUCUUCAAGUUCAGUGUGCACAGAUAGAAGCAAAGUUCUACGAGGAAGUUCACGAGCUGGAAAGAAAAUAUGCUGCUCUCUAUCAGCCCUUAUUUGACAAGCGGAGUGAAAUCAUCAAUGCAAUCUAUGAACCUACAGAGGAAGAAUGUGAAUGGAAAGCAGAUGUUGAAGAAGAAAUUUCAGAGGAAAUGAAAGAGAAAGCCAAGCUUGAAGAAGAAAAAAAAGAUGAAGAAAAAGAAGACCCUAAAGGAAUUCCUGAAUUUUGGCUGACGGUAUUCAAGAACGUGGACUUGCUCAGUGAUAUGGUUCAGGAGCAUGAUGAACCUAUCCUGAAACACUUAAAAGAUAUAAAAGUGAAAUUUUCAGAAGUUGGACAGCCUAUGAGCUUCACAUUAGAAUUUCACUUUGAACCAAAUGACUAUUUCACAAAUGAAGUGUUGACAAAGACAUAUAGAAUGAGGUCAGAGCCAGAUGAUUCUGAUCCCUUCUCCUUUGAUGGACCAGAAAUCAUGGGAUGUACCGGCUGCCAAAUAGACUGGAAAAAAGGAAAAAAUGUUACUUUGAAAACCAUUAAGAAGAAGCAGAAGCACAAGGGUCGUGGAACAGUUAGAACAGUGACAAAAACUGUUUCAAAUGAUUCCUUCUUCAACUUCUUUAGUCCCCCUGAAGUUCCUGAAAGUGGAGACCUGGAUGAUGAUGCUGAGGCAAUCCUUGCUGCAGACUUUGAAAUAGGUCAUUUCUUACGUGAACGUAUAGUCCCCCGAUCAGUAUUGUACUUCACAGGAGAAGCUAUUGAAGAUGAUGAUGAUGAUUAUGAUGAAGAAGGUGAAGAGGCAGAUGAUGAGGAGGGGGAAGAAGAAGCAGAUGAAGAAAACGAUCCUGAUUAUGACCCAAAACAGAAGGAUCAAAACCCAGCAGAAUGCAAGCAGCAGUGAAGCAGUGUGUAUGUGGCCUUGAGGAUUACCUGCACUGUAAUAGCCUAAACACAACUAUUAGUUACUUACAGCCUUAUGUUUUGUAUCUUGGUAGAAUUAAGUAACCAAUUUGUUAAAAAAAAUAAAUAAAUAAAAUCAAAAGCAUAAGAACCAGUUUAAAAUGUAGGUUCAAUCUACCUAGCAUUUUAACAGUAUAAUUUUCUGCCAAUAUGUAGAAUGCAGUAAAUCCCCUAAAGCAUGAAUGUUAAUUCAUUGCUACAUAGUUUGGUUCUUGUGAAGUCUUUGUCAUGUAGCUAUUAGACUGCAGCUGUGAAGAUUAUCAGAACUGUUAACCGAGACCAAUAUUUGUUUAGAGAAAACUCUCUCCUGAAGAACCAACCAAAGUAUUUUUCAGCCCAGUAGUCUGAACGGGUUUAAGUCUGCUUGCACUAGCUGUGCCUUCAUUACUUUGUUAUAGAAAUGGCAGUGACUUGUACUAACUAGGAGAUGAUGAUGCAUUUUGAAUUUGACUACUUGAGAAGAUUAGUAUGACUUGUUUAAUUUCCAGCGAGACCACAUUAAACAUUCAUAACUGUCAGCUUGUUUAUGCUAUGGGUUUUGUAUUUUAUGUGACAUAGUGAUCUACAAAAGAAACCUAGUCCUCAUAUUAAGGUUAUUGUUUACCACUGGGGUGUGAAUAAAACCUAGUAUUUUCAGAA
This is a messenger RNA of Cygnus atratus (black swan), 2412 nucleotides long. RefSeq names its product nucleosome assembly protein 1 like 1 (gene NAP1L1). The record is from RefSeq and is a predicted model, not a curated record. Gene Ontology annotation, cellular component: nucleus; chromatin. The coding region runs from base 530 to 1714 and encodes 394 amino acids. Gene Ontology annotation, biological process: nucleosome assembly. Gene Ontology annotation, molecular function: chromatin binding; histone binding. The transcript is spliced from 15 exons. Lineage: Eukaryota; Metazoa; Chordata; Aves; Anseriformes; Anatidae.